Ruditapes philippinarum (Manila clam) is the source of this 4969-nucleotide messenger RNA. RefSeq names its product caspase-3-like. Gene Ontology annotation, biological process: proteolysis; apoptotic process. Bases 139 to 1056 code for a protein of 305 amino acids. The transcript is spliced from 6 exons. NCBI's taxonomy places the organism in Eukaryota, Metazoa, Mollusca, Bivalvia, Venerida, Veneridae. The record is from RefSeq and is a predicted model, not a curated record. Gene Ontology annotation, cellular component: cytoplasm.
CUACUGUACCGAAACGUUGCGAUAAAUAUUGGGAAAUCGUUUGCUGAGUCAGAUGAGAUUAGGUCAUCAAAAACAAAACAAGGGAAAUUUUUUAGAUAUUUAUUAAGUAUAAGGAAGAACAAGUUAUUACCUCUUAAUAUGAGUGGACAAGGUGAACAGUCACAGGAUGUGGUAGAUGCGAAACCCAGUGAUAAUACUGAUGCCAAACCCAGUAGAGGGGCCAGUGCAGGGAAAUUUCCCGUCACAACUGGUGAUGGGGAGCCGAUUAUGUCAGCAGAGGAGUUCUUUGCUGAUGAGUACAAGAUGGAUUAUCCACAGAGAGGGAGGGCGAUAAUCAUAAACAACAGGGAAUUUGACCGUGGUCUUGGACUAGGGGAGAGAACGGGCACAGACCAGGAUGCUUCUUCAUUGCAGAUGAGAUUUAUGGACAUGGGUUUCGAGGUUGAUUUAUACAACAAUCUAGUUGCUGGAGAAAUGCAGAAAGUUCUUGUUAAAGCUGCUGCUGAUGAUAACUAUAAUCGUAUAUCAGACUGUUUUGCUUGUGCUAUACUAAGUCAUGGAGAAGAGGGAGUAGUGUUUGGGACUGAUGCUAAAAUCGAGGUCAAACAACUUCUGGAACCUUUUAAGGGCAAUAACUGCAAAGGCCUUUUAGGAAAACCCAAAUUAUUUUUUAUUCAGGCUUGUCAAGGAAUGCAGUUUGACUCUGGUGUAAAUGUUAAUGCAGUAGAUGCCAAAGGUCAAAUGGAGUUGGAGAGGCAAAUAACAGUUCACAAGAUUCCAUCCGAAGCCGACUUUCUAAUUGCUUACUCUGUUGUUCCAGGGUUUUACUCAUGGAGAAAUAGUGCAAAUGGCUCCUGGUUUGUUCAGGCAUUGUCCGAUGUUCUUGCCAAGAACUGGCGUGACAUGGAUCUCCUUACCAUCAUGACACGGGUCAACAAGAAAGUCGCCUACGAGUUCGAGUCAAAGACAGGCAAAGAUUUCAUGAACCAGAAGAAACAAAUUCCAUGUAUUACAUCUAUGCUGACUAAAGAAGUAAUAUUCAAACCUAAGAAAUAAACUGUGAUAAUUUGAAUGUUUAGAGUCACGAUAAAUGGAAUGGUCCAUCGUACCUUGUAUUUUGUAAGCUUGAGAUAGUCUUACUAUGACACUAUUAUGAUUUUAAAUAGACUCUUUCAAUUAAUAAAAACAUGAUUUUAUAAAUUAGCUCGUUAUAAUUUUUUUCCAUGGAAGUCUUCAAUUUCUUUUCAAUUUACUUAUGUCAUUCUAUAAUAUUGUUUAUAAAUUCAAAAACCCUUACCUCAUUUUAUAAAAGUACUUGGGAGAUUUAGUUAUGUCACAUAGAACAUAAUAUCAUGUAUUUCUGGCAGCUGCGGAACUCUGUUGAUGAUCAUAAUUAUGUAAAUGUUAAGCAUGAAAACUUUAGCAGUUACUAUAUAACUAUAAUCAGUGUUAAGCCAGGUCGAGAAUAUUGUAUAUGUCAAUUUUUAUGAAACAUGUAAAUAUGUGCAUUUAAAGAUAUUUGAUUGCAGUCAGUUGGAAUGAAAUUAAAUGAACAAGUGUGAAUUAACCAUCAUAUUUAGGAUAGUGAAAAUGAUUUAAUAUAUGACUACGUAUGCAAGAGUAAGAUUCUAUAAUGAGCAAGACAUUUUGAUUUUUUCAUUAUUUCAUAUAAAGUGUUCAGAUAUUUUACAUGCUACUUCAUAGUUGUGUUGAGUUGCCAUGACAUUCUAUCAAAAAUCAUAUCAGUAAGUAGAUUCCACCAGAUGUACUAUAUAACUAUAGAAACAACAAUUAAAAUAAAAGAACACUGGCCAUUUUGUUUUGAUUUGUUUUAGAAUAUUUUGCUGAUGGUAAGGUUUUGUAAUAGAAUUUUGAGAUUUUUUCUGUAUAAUUUCAACAAGUCAUACCCAGAAAUAAUUGUCUCAUAUUGUAUCUUAAACAGUAAACAGAAAGUUUUUGUUUGAUGCAGAAUAACUUGAUCACUAUAACUUAUUUGCUAAUAUACCCAGUGCCUGAGUUUAGUUAUGCAUGUAUAUAUGUAUUGAUUUUAUGCAAGGUGUAUGGAUAUAUGUAUAUUUAAUGCACAUAUAUUAUACUCACUGUGAUACUUAGCUAUUAAAACAUGAUUUUGAUAUUCAAUAGAAAAAUCCUUAGUCUUAUGAUAUAUCACAAAGUCUUAUUUUGAUCACAUUUUCUGAUUACUGUGGAUAUUACUGUUAUACUUUUGUCACAAAUGCUUAACAGCUACUUUCCAUGUUGUUUUAAGCUACUGUGAAAGUUUUUAAAGCUAUAUCUGAUGAAAUAUUUUACCAAAGUUUAAAACAGUAAUAUUAUGUUGUUUUCAUAACCUUAAGUGCAAAGCCAAAGGUUCAAAUUUGCUAAAAGUUGAACAUUAAAAUCUUGAAUUCCAUUAACAUAUUUUGAUGAUCCUUGGUGUUAAAGGAAGACAACCCUGUUAUGGUGAUUUAAGACUGCUAAGUAUUUUCAAUCUGCAUAUAUGGCUUAUUUAUAUAUGGGAAUGAUACUUCGUUAUUAGAAAUAACACAUGUGUCAAUUUGACACCUGUCAGCUAUGUUAGCAGUGUUUGUUUUAAGAAAACAUUGUGCUGCAUUUUUUCUUGUGCCUUUAUUGAAGAAUGUUAAGAAACAAAUCCAAGAUUACCGACCAAAAAGAAGAAAAUAUCUUAAAUUUAAAUUUGAGACCAGUACAAAUGUAUCUAUUACAAAUAGCUCAUUAGCUAAUAUAUAAUCAUUUUAAAAUAAACAGCUUGCAAUUUUAGACGUUUAUUGACAAGGUUAUAAUUUAUCGAACAGUUCUUCUUUAACAAGAUGGCAUGUCUGUUGAUAUAAAGUCUUCUCAAUAGACAUUCUACUUUCACACCUUGUAAAAUGUACCGGGUAACCAAUAAAAUUCCAGGAUAUUCUCAACAUUAAUCAUUAUGGAUCCAGCCGUAUCAACUUAGUCUUGUUUUUAUUUCCCGCAAGUUCAGAAAAUUUGUAUCAAAUGCAUAUUGUACUCUAUCUUGCCACGUUUUCAUUUCCAAGUCCAUAUGUUCCAUAUCAAAUCCAUAUUGUCCUUGAUUACUGUAUCUAUUAUAAACACAAAGACACUGUUGAUUUUGUGUGUUUUCUUUAAUUUAAUGUGUUUUGGGGGUGUGUGGGAUAAAGAUAUAUUGUUCAAUACCAUUCUGAUUCUGUUGCACUUGAACAUGGCUGCAAGACCUUUAUUUAACUUGACUAGCACCUUGUCCAAUAUAGGUUUAACAUCUGUGUUCUCGUCCAAUAGAAUUGUACUCGACAAUCUAUUAUAACUUCAUAAUUAUAACAGGGACUUGUUUUUGUAAAAACAUCAUUUGAGUUUGUCUAUAUAUUUCAUUAUAUGUCCAAGGGUGUUUGACCAUGCUUAACAAAUUAAAAGAAACAACACAACCAGUUUUUGAUAAUUGAUAAACAAUGUGGGAAAGAAAAAUAAGAAUUGGAGAUGUAGUUUUAAGUGGUACAUGGUAAAGAUAUUUUGAUGAUGGCCUUAUUAAAUUUAGAUAAUGUUUUUUUGUUGAUGUUUUUUUGCUUAUUCAUGCCAUACUUCUUUAGCAAUGUGUUCAUUUUAUGUAUCUUUUAAUCUAUAUAAGGAGGAAUAUUAUUUUAGUAAUAUUUGCAUGGAUGAUUUUAGUCGCUAAAUUGUUAAUCAGCUUGUACUCUGUUUCAAUAAAUAAGAUUUUUUAUCAGUAUAUGUAGAUUUUGUUAGUUUAUUUGUAAUGCAUGCAGUAUCAGUGGGGUAUUAUGAUUUGAACUAAUCAAGAUACAGUCUUUGGUGUUUAAAAAAAAAGCAGCCUGCUAGUGAAAAUGCUUAACCUCAUAGUUGUUAAUAAGGAACAUGUUUCUUAAAGGUAAAAUUGUGAAAAAGCUUACAGAAGCAAAUGAUAUCUUCAAAAAUUGAGCAAAUUAAAUAUUCAAUGUGUAUUGCCAGUCCAGGUUUAAAGUCAUGUUAAGUCUUGAUCUUAAUGAUGAAAUGUUUUGCCGUUAUAUAAAAUCUUAAUGACUUAAAGAUUUUUAUCAAGAGUUACUGUACUCUUUAAGAAAUCAUUUUACCUCACCUAACAAAUGCUUAGAAAAUAUUCCUUGCAUGUUACUUAAAUGUGACUCUUAAAAGAGUCAUAAAUAAACUUUUCAAUUUAAGUUUAGUUUUAUUUUACAGCUUAAUUUUGCAUGUGAUACAUGAUUUAUGAAACUGCUGGGUGCCUUAUGCUAUAAUAUAUACUUCUUAUAAUCUGUAGAAUUUUCAACUUGGUUUAAGUCCAAAUACCAGAUACGUCACCAUCUUGUCAGGUACCUAGCUGUUUGACAUUUGAAUUUUUUUGUUUGUUUAAGCUUGAUUAUUCAAAGAAUAGGGAGGGAGAGCUAUUGUACUCAACCAAGUGUCAGAGUCAGCAUCACCGUUUGGUUAAGCUUUGUGGGCAAGUUGGUAUUGCCAAAGCCACUGAAAGGAAUGGGUUGAAACUUCACAUACUAAUUUGAAAGCAUAAUAGGUCACUGUCCAAGGAUUUUAACUCUAACAUGGAUUCUGACAGAAUUGUGGCCCUUUUUGAACUUAUUUUUUUUUUGCGUUAUCAAGGCUCUUGUUUCUAUCAAGCACUAAGAACAGUCAAGCAUACUGUCCUAUGGACAGCUCUUGCUGAUUUUGGUUAAAUUGGGUAAAAUUUAAAAAAUAUGUGCAAAUGAUAUUUUACCAGACAACUAUUUUUCUGCAUGCAAAGAAAGAAAGGAAAACAACAAGAUAAAGUGCUAUUUUAUGUUAAUAUAUGAAUGCUGUUAUUGAAUUAAUUUAUACUUUUUUCUACAUUUACAUGACAUCUGUGUAUGUCUAUUUUUGUUUAUCUUUCAUUUUCAAUAUUCAUGUUUAUAGUUGAGUCACUAAAUCGAAUAUUGUACUCUUGUAUUAAUUUGAUGAUAAUAAAUGAAUCUUUAAUGUA